Molecule: messenger RNA, 315 nt
Organism: Monosiga brevicollis MX1
Lineage: Eukaryota; Choanoflagellata; Craspedida; Salpingoecidae
Exons: 4
Coding region: 1-315 (104 amino acids)
Source: RefSeq, a predicted model, not a curated record
AUGCCAUUCGGGUUUUUCAAUGGGGCCAGCUAUGCCCAAGUAGGCGCGCUGCUCGCGGCCGGCCGCACGGCCAGCGCCACCCCGCCAGCUACCUCUGAUAAUAUGCCAGCGUGGCGAACAGGCAACUAUGCCGGACAGCCCGUCGUGCAAUUUUUAUUGCAGGAGCGAUAUGAAGGCAUGCAAUGCGAGUCGGAUUCAUGGGACGACGUCUUUGAGAUCUAUGGCACCCUGCACGCCAAGCAUAUCACCACAGUGUUCGGGUAUGAACCUGCCCAUGGUGGGGGCGCGGCUGCCCAGCAGCCGGUUAUCAACUGA